AAUACUUGGCAAACAUGGGUAGGAAACUGGACGCCCUGCUUGGAAGGAACUUCAAGACGUCCAAGUUCAAAACUCUUUUGAAACUUGCCAGUUCUAGGAUUGCUAUCCUCGCCAACCAACACCAAAGCCGGCUGUCUCAUGCCCGGUCCGAUGUCAAAGAUCUCCUUCUUAUCGGACAACAAGACUGCGCUAUGCUUCGUGUUGAGCAUGUGAUCAUGGAGCAGAACAAGUUGGAUGCGUUUUCCUUGAUAGAAUAUUUCUGCCAGCUCUUGUUGGAAAGGGUCAAGCUCAUUGCACAGAGCAAAGGGGAGUGUCCUGAAGAGCUCAAAGAGGCAACAUCAAGCUUGAUAUAUGCAGCCUCAAGAUGUGGCGAGUUCCCGGAACUUCAGAAGAUUCGUGAGGUUUUGACGCCUAAAUUUGGGAAGGAUUUUGCUACUCGCGCAGUUGAAUUACGCAACAAUUGUGAAGUGAAUCCUAAAAUAGUACAAAAGUUUUCAACACGACGGUCAAGUCUUGAAAGCCGGCUGAAAUUUUUGAAGGAGAUUGCUUCAGAAGCUGGUGUAAUUCUAAAUCUAGAAGAAUAUACUCCUGUUGAAGAUAAGGAGAAACUCGAUGCGAACCAGAAUCAUGGGCAUAUUGAGCCUACUAAAGCUUCGAAGCCAGAUGAAAAUGGCCUCACGCAUAACACUACUUUGCUUGAAGAUAUAAAGCAGGUAGAGAAAUUUUCUGAAACAAUGAAAGCUAGAAGGAAGUACACAGACGUGGCAGAUGCUGCCCAAGAGGCUUUCGAAUCAGCAGCUUAUGCAGCAGCCGCUGCUAGAGCUGCUGUCGAGCUCUCCAUGUGUAAAUCAAUGGACAACAAAGAUCGUGAUGAGUCAGAUAAUCAAAGAGGGACUGUGUCGGAUAUCGGUGUUUCUUCAACAAACAAAGCUCUUGUGAUCACCAGCUAUGCAGCCUCAGAGAAGAUUGAGGAUUUAGUUAAUAGACUUGGUUCUCAAAAUGAAAGGAUCCAUCCGAUUGAGGACCUGGAAAGAUCGGAAUCAGAAGGUGAAGAUGACAUGGGAUAUGAAAGCCUUAAUGAUAAUCCUCUUGAAGUGGAAGUAGAGAAUGAAAAGAAAGAAACAGAAAGGAAAUCAUCUGCUUCAUGUGCAGAUAUUGAGGAAAAGGACAGCAAAAAGUGGCCAGAGAACCUUCCGGUUAAUGAGAACAAGCACAACAGGUUGUCUAAUGCAAGUACGGAUGACAAAAUAUCAAAUGAAGACAGUAUUAUUAAGCUUUCUUCUCAAUCUCCAGAGUGACCUCACACAAAUCUCUAAUGCUGAUGCAAUUGGUCUCCAUUUAAAAGAAAAAAAAAAGCUGGAAAACUUUACAUGGCUAGAGUUUUACAGGCGUUGAGCAAACAAAGUGAAGAAAUGACAUCAGAAAAAUAUGGAUAUAGGUGUAUUCCAAAGCAUGGUCGGUCUAAAUUUUUUCAUUUAUUUUUUGUACAAAUAGCUUGUGGCGAGUGAACUUCAAUACGGGAUUCAUAUUUUUUGUUUAUUUA
Molecule: messenger RNA, 1543 nt
Organism: Morus notabilis
Lineage: Eukaryota; Viridiplantae; Streptophyta; Magnoliopsida; Rosales; Moraceae
Exons: 5
Coding region: 15-1298 (427 amino acids)
Biological process (GO): protein transport
Source: RefSeq, a predicted model, not a curated record